Messenger RNA from Caenorhabditis elegans, 941 nucleotides. NCBI's taxonomy places the organism in Eukaryota, Metazoa, Nematoda, Chromadorea, Rhabditida, Rhabditidae. The record is from the annotation of a RefSeq genome assembly.
AAAAAAGUUCAUUUCGCGUUUUUAACAAAUUCAACUUCUCAAAGAAAAAUGUCUACUUCCUGCAAAGAGUUUGCAAUUAGCCAAACUAUCAAGAAUAUCUCACAAUUUGUGGACGAGGAGCAGUACUUUACUGAUGUAGAAGAAAGGUUCAAUAUUCCAUGGUUAGUUCAGUUAAUUUCUUUUUAAACAUUGGUAACCAACGUGUUACAGGAGAAUUAGGAUAUGGAGGCACAAUGGUUAUCUGGUAUUAUAUUUGCAAUGUGACAAAGAACAAUGUGAAACCAGAAAAUGACCGUCGAAACUGAGUUUACAAUGAAGUUGGUGUCUCCUUAUGGAAAUAGUUUGACAAGGAAUCAAGUGCACAUAUUUAAAGAGCUGAAUAGAAGAGGUUGGCGCAAUUUCAUCAGUUGGGAGGAACUGGAGAGAGACUAUGUAGUUGAUGAUAGUAUCAUAAUUGAAGCGCACGUCAAGAUUAUUAAAAUUUCAAAUAUCACGUGCAUUGCUCGCAAGAACCUGAAAACAUUUAUGCUGAAUAAAACUGUUAGAAAUGUUUCCAACAUUCGAGAAGGAAGUAGAUAUCAUACUAACACUGAAGUUCGUUUUGGUAUUCCAUGGUGUCUCGUGAUUCAAAGAAAAGAUGGAUUCUUCAAAUUAUUCCUACGAUGCUAUAAACAAGCGUCUAGAAUCAAUAAUUGGUCUAUCCGAGUUGAGUACACGCUAAAAUUGAUGUCAGUAGAUGGUCAGAGCCUACUAUUCAACACAGAACACACUUAUACAGAUGAAACGGAUUGCGGCUGGGAUAAGAUAAUCAGAUGGAAGGAUAUGGAUGAGAGAUUUCUGGUGAAUGACAGUAUCAUUAUUGAAGUUCGCGCGAAGAUUGUCGAGAUGACUGGAUGUGAGGAUGUAGAUGAUUUGAACGAAGAGUUCUCUUUUAUUAUGUG